Molecule: messenger RNA, 1917 nt
Organism: Aureobasidium subglaciale EXF-2481
Lineage: Eukaryota; Fungi; Ascomycota; Dothideomycetes; Dothideales; Saccotheciaceae
Exons: 4
Coding region: 1-1917 (638 amino acids)
Biological process (GO): protein dephosphorylation; microtubule cytoskeleton organization; positive regulation of cytokinesis
Cellular component (GO): mitotic spindle pole body; centrosome; mitotic spindle
Molecular function (GO): protein serine/threonine phosphatase activity; protein tyrosine/serine/threonine phosphatase activity
Source: RefSeq, a predicted model, not a curated record
AUGCCUCAGUCCGACAGCCCCUCGGCCGCCACGAGCUAUGGCCAGGUCAUUGAGUACAUUCAAGACCGCCUCUACCUGGCUUCAUACACACACAAGCCCAAUGCGCAGACGCCCUUCCCUUACACAAACAAGUCCAGCAGCAAGUCGCCGUCGAAGCGCUCCGCCAGAUCCCAGUCAACCACAUCCGCUGCCACUCCUUCGCCCCCCCCAGUAUACUUUUCCGUCGACAAGCACUUGCUCUACAAUGCUUUCCACGCAGACUUUGGCCCGCUACACAUUGGCCACCUCUACCGUUUUGCCGUCAUGUUGCAUGAGGUGCUAGGAGACCCUGAGAACGAGGGUAGACCGGUCGUCUUCUGGUGCAACGCAGACUCAAGGAGUCGCGCAAACUCCGCAUGCAUUCUUGCUUGUUACAUGAUCCUGAUUCAAAACUGGCCGCCGCAUCUCGCCCUGGCCCCAAUCGCUCAGAUGGACCCUCCGUGCAUGCCUUUCCGCGAUGCCGGCUACAGUCAAGCUGAUUAUGGGUUGACUGUUCAAGACGUCGUUUACGGUGUGUGGAAGGCAAAGGAGGAGGGUCUUUGCGGUCUGAAGGAUUUUAGCCUCGAAGAGUACGAAAAGUACGAAAGAGUCGACAUGGGUGACUUUAACUGGAUUUCUCCCUCCUUCUUGGCCUUUGCCUCUCCUCAACACCAGCCAACUCGCGUCAUUGCGCCCACCGAUCCUGAAUGGGCCAACUUGCCUCGCUCUCUUUCCGCUCUCCACCGCAACACCUCCGUCCCCGGCCCUUUCAAGAAUGUUCUUUCACACUUUGUUGAGCGCGGCAUCGGUCUUGUCGUCCGUCUCAACUCUGAGCUGUACUCGCCCUCAUACUUCCAGGCUCUGGGCGUCAAGCAUCUGGAUAUGAUCUUUGACGACGGCACCUGCCCUCCCCUCAGCUUGGUCCGCAAGUUUGUCAACCUUGCUCAUGAAAUGAUCACUGUUAAGCGCAAGGGUAUUGCUGUUCACUGCAAGGCUGGUCUCGGAAGAACCGGUUGUCUGAUUGGCGCAUACUUGAUCUACAAGCACGGCUUUACCGCAAACGAGAUCAUCGCAUACAUGCGCUUCAUGCGUCCCGGCAUGGUUGUCGGUCCUCAACAGCACUGGCUCCAUCUCAACCAGGGCACUUUCCGCGAAUGGUGGUUCGAGGACACCAUGAGAGAGAAGGUCACUGCUUCCAUGGUCCCUGCAACUCCCACCAAGGCCGCAUCUGGAAACAGCAGACGUCUCGCCAGCAACGGUCAGACCUUCACUCCUCCCAAUGGAAGUACAAAGCGCGCUGCCCUCGGCGAGAUUAGCCAUAUCAACGAGCAGGAGCCUGCAUCCUUCGCCAAUAGUACCAGCAAAUACGCCGUCAAUGAUGAGAACUUGCCAGCACCCACACCCGGUCAACCUCGUAAGACUAGCAAGGUUUACGGCCACGUUACCGGACGCAAAGUCACCAGGACUGAGAAUGAGCCUUUCGAGAUCAGACCCGACACUGAGAUCGUCAGCAUGCAGCGCACAAGUCUCGGCGAGAGUGAGAGUGAGGAGGACCAAGCUCUUCGCGCCCUGACCUCGUCGAGAAAAGCAUCACAAUCUCCCAUCAGCCGCAGCGGCAAGCGUCGGGCGGUUAGCUGCACCACGACGACCACCACGACAACUAAGUGGGGCAUGGACGAGAGCGAUGUUGAGAACCGACUCGCAGAAAUUCACGAGGACUCGGCCAGCCCUCGCAAGCCUAAGACCCCUUCGACCAGAUCUGGCAAGGGUGACAUCAGCAUCGGCAAGCGUAGUUCGCCAUCACGCCGCAGCACUGAAGGCAAGACCAGCGUCCGCAAGACGAGUGGUCGUGUUGGCAGUGUAGGCGCCAAUGUCCCUCGCACCACACGCGCUUCAUGA